This is a messenger RNA of Dromaius novaehollandiae (emu), 1437 nucleotides long. RefSeq names its product maestro heat-like repeat-containing protein family member 7. Lineage: Eukaryota; Metazoa; Chordata; Aves; Casuariiformes; Dromaiidae. The coding region runs from base 1 to 1437 and encodes 478 amino acids. The record is from RefSeq and is a predicted model, not a curated record. The transcript is spliced from 11 exons. Gene Ontology annotation, cellular component: cytoplasm.
AUGUGGAAGGUGCUGCUGUCGAAGCCCAUGACUGCGGAGAAGGUGCUGGGAAAGCUGUUUGACGUGCUGUUGGACUGGCCAGUGCACAAGGCGUCGACUUUGGAUGGGGACCACAUGGACAUCUCUCCCCUGACCGCAACCAUGGCGCUGCAUAAGAUCCUCCAGCGGCCCCCCUGCCCACCGCAGGUGGAGGCAUUUUUCCCCCAGCUCUUCCUGGCGCUGCUGUUCCAGAUUUCUGUCACCGCAGCACUGACGCCGGAGGAGGCUGAGAUGUGCUGGAGGGAAUGCCAAGGGGAAGAGUCUGCUCUCACCAGCCCCGUCAGGGCCGCAGUGCGGGCCAUGAAAGCGCUGCUCUGCCGUGCCGGCUACGAGCGCCAGGUGCUGCUCAUGGCGAGGAAGGGUGGCUGGGACAUGCUCCUCCGCGCUGAGACCCACCACAGCGGAGUGGCUUUGCUGGCCAGGGAAAUGAGGGAGACCCCAAGAAGCCUGCGAGUUUACCUCCUGCGCCAGCUGGCAGUGCUGCUCCGCCUGGAGGAGCCCUCCCAGGAGAUCUCCAUCCUGGCUUUCCUCGUGGAGCUUGUGGAUUGCCCGGACCUUUGCGAAGACAAUGCUCAUAUCCUGCUGCUCCUUGCGAGGUAUCUGGAGCGUGGCAGCCAGGUGAUUCGUGGACUGGUGCUCAGAGGCCUCAUCCUGCUAUGCGACAGGCCGCAGACGGUAAGAGAAAUGCGCUUCCUGCUGCCACUCAUCAUGGAGCAACUGCGGGAUGCGGACAGCGACAUCAGCACUAAGGCCCUGGUGGUGCUGCGACACGUGGUGCACGUCAUGGGCGAGGAGACGGUGGCCAGCAUUGCUCCGCAGCUGUCCGCGGAGCUCCUGCUGCUCUUUGAUGCCGACGCUGUCCAGGUGCGAGUGCUCUCCACGCGGCUCUUCAGAGAUGUGCUGGCAAUUAUGCUGGGCACCAAAGACCAGCAGCUGCAGAAGCAAGUGCGCAGCAGCCUGCUGCCACUGCUCUUCCACAUGGAGGACGAGAGCUGCAGCGUGCGCCAGGCCUCUCGGGAAGCCCUCCUUCGCGCUGCCAACUUCCUCAAGUGGAAGCAGCUCAGGCAGCUGGUUGAGACAGCGCAGACGUGGAGGAUCGGCGAGUGCCUGCUGGUGAGGGCCAGAAGAGCAGAAGAGUACCUGCACCAGAGCCUGACAUACUUGGAGAGCCCGCAGGAGUCCUUGCGAGAGGCAGCCGUGAGGUUCACUGGGCUUGUCGGGCAGCACCUGAGGGGCCGGAGCAAGGAGAAGCUGGAGGACAUCUGGCCGCAGCCCCCGGGAGCCCCUGAGCACCACUUGGGGGGCCAGAAGCAGCAGCAGCCAGAGUGGCUGGUGUCCGCCAUCAGCAAGCGGCUGCCCCCCUGUGAGCACUGCCACUCGGGGGGCGCAGGUGGCUGA